UAACAGAAGGCAGCGGCUAAUCUUAGCGGUUAGCUGUGUUUUUAGCUUGUGUUACCACAGUCAUCUAAUAAGGAACCGUUUUCAGCACAUUAGCGUGGCUUUAAAGCUUAUUCAUAUCUUUAAUAAUUAUGGACACCAACAGAUAAGUUAAUUGAGUCAGCGCAGCGAGUAACGACGAGGUAGAAGAGCCUAUCACGGUUAAGCUAGCACAACACUAGGUAGACACCUUCCUAGCCAGACGUGAACGUUAGUUAACAAUAUUUAUAAAUUACAGCCAUGACACUGGCAGUUGGCCGAGAACCCAGAAAAACUGCGGGUAAUCGCAUGUCAAAAUUACUGGAUGCUGAAGAAGAGGACGAAUUCUACAAGACAACUUAUGGAGGCUUCAACGAUGAAUCAGGAGAUGACGAAUAUCAUGGAGAACAUUCAGACACAGAGGAUGAGGUAGACAGCGACUUUGACAUUGAUGAAGGUGACGAGCCAGACAGCGACCAAGAGGAGGAUGCGCCUCGGAGAAAAAGUCGGGUCGUCACCAAAGCUUAUAAGGAACCUAUAAAGGUGGCAAAACCCAAACCCAAAAGACCCUCUGAGGAACAGAAGAAGACUGAAAAAACUAAAGUGGAGCUCAAAAGGAGGAUUCCACUAGAAUUCCAAGAUUUUGGCGAGACUCGGAAGUCUGUGCGACAGUCUACCAGUGAACACACCCGAAAGACUAAUCUGCGCCUGCAAGAGCGUCAGGAUGCCCCUCGCAGACGGAGAGGUGCUCACCGUGACCGGCCCCUUACCCAGGAAGAACUGCUGGCUGAGGCCAAAAUAACCGCUGAGAUCAACAUUCGAUCUUUAGAGAACUAUGAGCGUCUGGAGGCGGACAAGAAGAAACAAGUUCACAAGAAGCGGCGUUUCGAAGGACCAACCAUUCGUUACCAUUCAGUCCUGAUGCCACUAGUCUCUCACUCAGUCCUAAAAGAAGAAAACGUGGAUGUUGAAGGGUUGGAUCAGGACGUCCCUCAGACUGCACCACAAAAUCCCACCACACCUUCCCAGCAGCCUGCAGGAGGCCUGUGCUCCCGUACUUACAUAACAUUCAGUGACGACGAAGCUUUCGAGAUGGCCUUUCCACGCAGCGCCCAGUUAAGUCCUCAGCUGCCCGUCCAGGAGGUUUGUCCUGUCACCCACAAGGCCGCACUGUAUAGAGACCCUGUCACUGAUAUACCUUACGCUAACACACGAGCCUUCCGCAUCAUCCGAGAAGCGUACCGUAAAUACGUGGCUGCUCAUGGAUUUCCAAACACUUCAGGAGGUGUGACCGGACUCGACUCGUCAGCAGCGAAGAGUGCCCGCCAGAAAAUGGUUGUCAAGCAAAGUGCUGUGGGAACAUAGAUUGUUUUCGAAAAACAAUUUAGGAAAUAAGCCUGUGCUUUUUUAAAAUAUAUUAGUAAAGUUCGAGUGACUUCAUUCACUGACAAAAAAAACCACAACCAGCUGCUGUUCAAUUUUUUGACUGGGCGACAUAAAAUUACAAGAAGUAAAAGAACUUAAUAAAAAACAAACAUUACCAAAA
Micropterus dolomieu (smallmouth bass) is the source of this 1561-nucleotide messenger RNA. It is a transcript of the gene vps72a, whose product is annotated as vacuolar protein sorting 72 homolog a. The coding region runs from base 277 to 1380 and encodes 367 amino acids. Gene Ontology annotation, cellular component: nucleus. NCBI's taxonomy places the organism in Eukaryota, Metazoa, Chordata, Actinopteri, Centrarchiformes, Centrarchidae. Gene Ontology annotation, biological process: chromatin remodeling; regulation of DNA-templated transcription. Gene Ontology annotation, molecular function: ATP-dependent H2AZ histone chaperone activity. The transcript is spliced from 6 exons. The record is from RefSeq and is a predicted model, not a curated record.